AUGCAACUUUCAAAGAUUCUGUUCUCGCUUGGCCUGGCGGCUAUUGCCGUUGCCCAGAGCAAAAUCAAAAUCAUGCCUCUUGGUGACUCCAUCACCGAGAUAACAUGCUGGAGGGCCAAGGUCUGGGACCAGUUCGUUGCAGCGAACAUUACCGACAAAGUGGAGUUCGUGGGCUCUAUGACCAACAACCCACAGAACUGCAAAGCUCAGUCAGGCUCGUUUGACCUUCAUCAUGAGGGUCAUUCCGGCUGGCUGUCUAUCAAUAUCGCAAACCAGUAUCUCCAAGGUUGGCUGAACAGCAGCAAGCCCGACGUUGUACAGUGGAUGCUUGGGACGAACGACGUUGCCCAAGGUCGAACGACGGCCGAUAUUAUCGCUUCGUACACGAAGAUGGUUGAUCUGAUCAGGGCAUCCAAUGCGAAGGGAAAGAUUCUUGUUGAUCUUUUGAUUCCCCUGUCUUUCAACGGCGGUGGCAUCGACACACUUAACGCCCAGAUUCCAUCAUGGGCCGCAUCAAAGAACACCACAGACUCUCCCAUCAACAUUGCAGACUGCUCCACGAAAGCUGGAUUCACGACCUCCAUGCUUAGGGACGGAGUACACCCGAAUGAUCAGGGAGACCAGCUGAUUGCGAAGCAGGUUGGGCCGCAGUUGAUCCAAUAUGUGAAAGGCCUCAUUGCUGAGCGAGGACUGUGA
This is a messenger RNA of Diaporthe amygdali, 696 nucleotides long. RefSeq names its product cellulose-binding protein. The coding region runs from base 1 to 696 and encodes 231 amino acids. NCBI's taxonomy places the organism in Eukaryota, Fungi, Ascomycota, Sordariomycetes, Diaporthales, Diaporthaceae. The transcript is spliced from 3 exons. Gene Ontology annotation, molecular function: phosphatidylcholine lysophospholipase A1 activity. The record is from RefSeq and is a predicted model, not a curated record.